This is a messenger RNA of Exophiala spinifera, 1242 nucleotides long. RefSeq lists its product as uncharacterized. Bases 1 to 1242 code for a protein of 413 amino acids. Gene Ontology annotation, biological process: mitochondrial L-ornithine transmembrane transport. Gene Ontology annotation, molecular function: L-ornithine transmembrane transporter activity. NCBI's taxonomy places the organism in Eukaryota, Fungi, Ascomycota, Eurotiomycetes, Chaetothyriales, Herpotrichiellaceae. The record is from RefSeq and is a predicted model, not a curated record. The transcript has 2 exons.
AUGUCACUCGAAGAUGAUCCUUCCGACUUUGACGGUGUCUUACCCGUAAUACCCAUCGACUCUCCGCCAAUCUACAAAGACGGAACGAGCAAUGCAGCGACCGGUGCCUCUGCAGCCGGAGCUCGCGCAUUCGCCGCGCAGGCCGUAGCGUUUUACUUUCGAGCCCCAGUCAAGGCUUUUUUCAGAACGAGAGUGGAUUACUUGGCGUACGCCAAAUCCAUACUCCCACCGACACAGAACGACCGGUUCUCCUGGCGAAACACGACGCCAGGCCUGCUGGCUCACGCCAUCCACAACUACGGCUGGCGUUUCAUCCCCGAGCAACUCUUCCCUCCUCUCGCGGCCAACAUCGUCGUCGGCGCAGCGCUGUACACUUCUUAUCUACAGGUCCUGGGACGGCUAUAUGAACCCUCCUCCCAUGCGUCGAAGACCGUCUACCCACCUCCUCCGCCUACACAUACCUUUGCCGCCGGGUUCGCGGCGGGGACGAUACAGAGCGUGAUUGCGGCGCCGCUGGAUGCCCUGCAGGUCCGCUUCGACCAGCGCGGAGAGGCAUAUCAGAACAAGACAAUGUGGCAGUAUGGCAAGGGCAAACUCCACGAGAUAGGAGCGAGGGGCAUCUUUGCAGGAUGGGGGCUGUCGUUCUUGAAAGACAGCUUCGGCUCGGCCAUUUUCUUCUCGACCUUCGAAUACGUCAAGGCCCAGGGCUACGUGAGAUUUGUGCGCUGGUACUACGGCUCGCUGGGCCACGUGGCCGUGGACAAGCUCGCGCACAUAAGAGGCACGGUCGCGACCGAGAGCCAGCCCACGGCGGUGAUCCGGCCACAUUAUGCGCUUGAGCCCGGGUUUCUCAUGCUCGCUGGUAUCACGGCCUCGGUGGCCCAGCAGGUCAUUCUGUACCCUUUGUCGACGUUCCAGACGCUGCAUUUUGAACGGCUCGAGGACCUGGACAAGAAGGCCGCCCAGCUCGAGCACUCCAGCAGCACGCGACAGAGCAGAGGGAGGAUGCUGCGCGCCUAUUACCAUGCGUACCAGGAGACCCUGGGCCAGGCCCGCGCGCAGGCUAACCAGGUCGCGGGCAUGCGGACGUGGUUGUUCAGAGGCUUCUGGUGGUUCACCAUCAGACAGGUCCCUUCUACCAGUGCGGGUCUCAUUAUCUUUGAACUGGUUCGCAGAAAGUACGGUCUUUCGGGAGACGAAGUCAGAAUCACUGAGGAUGGCUACGACAUAUUGUUGGCAUGA